GACUAUCUUUCUCUCUGGUUCUGGUUCUCCGCUCCGGCUGGCAUUUGGCGCGCGACCGCCGAUCUGACGCAUUGCAAGCGGCUCCUCGAGGCUGGUGCUCUGCAGGUUGCCUAGCGAAAUCGGAAUCUGCUCGUUCUCAGAGUGCACUUUUUAUGGCAAGCAAGCCACGAGGAUGCUGUCCCAUUGUCUCGGCGGAGUGAGUCACUCGAGAUGAUUUAAUGAGAACCUGCACCUCUCGCGUCUGCCAGGAGAACAAAGCGCGCCAGCUUCACUUUCUGCUCGGCUGAUGAGUCUUGGUUAAAAUGCAGACGUGACUGAAGGCAAAAUGCUGAAGGCGUCGCUGCAUCUCAUUUUGGUGCUCGCCUGCUGUUGCUCGGCGGCAGCGGCCGACGACGAGGACCCCAGCGUCACCACCACCUCGACGACCAUCACGGUGCUCGCCCUCAAUCACCGGCCCUCGCCCUUUCUCACCUCCGAGAUCAACGCCCUCGCACUCCAGGCCGGCGAUGAGCAGGAUGCCACUCAGCAGGAACGGCUCACAUCCCUGCCCCAAAGCUCAAAGGCCCUUCCCCCAAGCCCUGAGAAAAAGCACCGUCCUGGCACGGUGACCAAUCUGGGCGUGAUCAACCUGGACGAGGAGGUGGUCAAGCAGCUGGCUCAGCGGGGCCCAAGUAACCACAAGUCGGUCGAAGCGACCACCACCGAGGUCACUCUGGUGACCGUGAACCCGCGCCCCACCAAGAGGAUCUCGACGGCGGGCGGAAAACGAGCCACUUCGCAGCCCUUUGGAAGCGGCAUACUGAGGAACGAGCCUUGGGUGCUUCCCCUGCUGGUGCUGUCGGCCAUCGUGCUCUUCACGAUGACCACAUUCGAGGUUUUCGUCCUCUGCAGGGCCAAGAGUGCCGCCCCGUCCAGGAGACAUCUUUUUCUUGGACAGAUGCUGCUGCUCGGCGUGUUCAUGUGUGUGCUGCUGGCAGCCCUGCAGGCGCUGACCCCAAGUUUCGUGACCUGUGCCAUGACGCGGCUCGGGGUCGGGCUGGCCUACGCGAUCGUGUUCGCCACCCUGCUCGUGAAGAGCGUCUUCCUUAUCAGCCUGAACGGCGGCGUGUACCUGCCGGCCCCUUAUCAGGCGCUGCUGCUGCUCUUUGCCGUGCUCAUUCAGGUGGCGGUCGGUUCUCAGUGGCUGCUCAACGCACCCCCGAGGGUCUUCUCGCCGGACGAAGUGCCAAUUACCAAGCCAACCCUGGCGACCCCACGCGGAAACAGCGUCGGCUCGCGCAUCAGCACCCACCAGGUUAUCACGGCCAGCGACGUGACACCGGUCAAGGGAUCUCCUUCUCCUCUACCUGAGCCGUACGGCGUGCCAUUGUGCGCCACAGCAUACGAGGACAGUUUAGCGUCGCUCAUCUACGUCGUCUUCUUGAUGGGCUUUGUCGGGAUUCUGGCGGCAAAGUCCAGGGGAAUCCGCGAGAACUACAGAGAGUCGACGUACAUAGGGCUGUCCAUCGCUUGCUGUGCACCACUGUGGCUAGGAUGGGCCCUCGCUGGGUUAGCAUUGGCACCUAGGCACCAGGAUGCGUCAAUUGGUUUCGGCCUUUUGGCAACCGGCGUGGUGGUGUUUUCGCUAAUGUUCCUUCCACGAGGCCGUCAACUGGCCGCAAUGGGUCGCGACGGCAGGUACGCGGAGGACGGCGGCGAGGAACGCUUCAGCUCAUUGAGCCCGUCGGCCAUGGCGGGCUACUCGCCUUCGUUUUUCCACUUCAAGCCAGCUCCAGCACACACGGUUCUCACCUCCAAGAACGGUGCCGCUUACUAUCCACCUCAUUUGAUGGGAGACCGAGUUGCCCUGGUGCCAGCACCCCCUUUGCCACAGAAAAAGCAACCGCCCGCUCCAGCACCUAUGCAGAUGAUGCCCGUCGCACCCCCAAGCUACCCUCGACUCUUGCACUACUACCCUUACCUUGUGUACCCACCCAGGUAUCACCCAGGACCAGGACUUUACAUGAAGCCAGACGAUGGAAACAUGUACACAACCCUGGAGCCUACGCUUUCCAGCAAUCCAAACGUGUUCUUCCAACGGAAUGGACACUCGGGGAUGCUCUACUGAUAUAAGCAACCUUUCUCCUGGACUCUUGAAAAAGUGCUUGCGGCUCAAAGUGACUCAAUUUAGUGGAUCAAGUGUUUUUACUUUAAGUGCCAGUUUGCAAGUAACUUAAAAUGUCAAGGAGUUUGUCUACUAUGUAAGUGAAAAAUUGGCAUUAGUAGAUGUACGCGUAGAAAACUGAAACUAAUUUUAAAUCUGGCUGACUGAAGUGUGGAAAAAUCAAAAAGUGAAAUUGUAUUGAAAAUAAAGGCAGGAUUUAAACGAA
Molecule: messenger RNA, 2369 nt
Organism: Cloeon dipterum
Lineage: Eukaryota; Metazoa; Arthropoda; Insecta; Ephemeroptera; Baetidae
Exons: 10
Coding region: 326-2107 (593 amino acids)
Biological process (GO): G protein-coupled receptor signaling pathway
Cellular component (GO): plasma membrane
Molecular function (GO): adenylate cyclase inhibiting G protein-coupled glutamate receptor activity
Source: RefSeq, a predicted model, not a curated record